Messenger RNA from Purpureocillium takamizusanense, 1306 nucleotides. RefSeq lists its product as uncharacterized. NCBI's taxonomy places the organism in Eukaryota, Fungi, Ascomycota, Sordariomycetes, Hypocreales, Ophiocordycipitaceae. The record is from RefSeq and is a predicted model, not a curated record. The transcript is spliced from 4 exons. Bases 212 to 1255 code for a protein of 347 amino acids.
CAUCACUCACUCGUUGCCUGCAGCCGCCCGCAAAACGGCGCGACGCGCUGAAACACGGUUCCUGGCCCGGGUCAGGUCAGACUCAACUUGGCACGCAUGUAAAUGAAGCGAGAAGUUGAUCCUGCCCCUCCUGUGUGUGUCAAUUAAUUGUAUUGUAUCAUUACCUGCCCUCUCGUCGUGAGUGAGCGCACUCGACCCCGAGUCGCCGGCCAUGAAUUACGACUGGAUUCUCGACGGCGGCUACCUGCCACAUGCCGUCAUCCGCGUCGGCAUCCGGCGCCAGCUGCGGGAGCGGCUGACAUGCAUCGCCAGCACGUCUCUGGCCGACGCCGUCGCCAGCAAGAUGGCCUACAUCGAGCGGCUGCGCACGCAACCCAUGGCCGUGGAGACGGAUGCGGCCAACGCCCAGCACUACGAGGUCGGCACCGGCGUGCUGGCGGCGUGUCUCGGCCCGCGCAUGAAGUACUCGUGCUGCCUGUACCCCAAAGGCGGCGAGACGCUUGCCCAGGCCGAGGUGGCCAUGCUCCAGUCGUACCUCGACAAGGCGGAGCUCAAGGACGGCAUGAGCAUUCUAGACCUUGGCUGCGGCUGGGGCUCCGGCACCCUCUUCUUCGCAGAGAUGCUCCCCAACUCCUCCAUCACCGCCUUCUCCAACUCGCGAACGCAAAAGGAACAUAUAGAUGCCGAGGCUCGUCGUCGUGGCCUCUCCAACGUAAACGUCAUUACAGGCAAUGUCGUUGACUAUGAGUUUGAGCCCGGCAGUUUCGACCGCGUGGUGUCGAUAGAGCUCUUUGAGCACAUGAAGAAUUACGAGCUGCUCAUGGCCAAGGUGUCGCGUGCCCUCAACCGUGGAGGCAAGCUCUUCGUGCAUAUCUUUGCCCAUAAGUCGACCCCCUACGACUACGAAGAGGGCUGGAUGACGACGCACUUCUUCACGGGCGGCACCAUGCCCUCGGCCGACCUGCUUCUCUAUUUCCAGAGACAUCUAAAGAUCCAGAAGCAAUGGUGGGUCAACGGGACACACUAUUCACGAACCUGCGAGGAUUGGCUCUCAUCCAUGAUGGCCAAGAAGAGAAACAUGUGGCCGCACCUAGUAGAUACGUACGGGGACGAGGGUGCCGCGACGUGGUACAAUCGCUGGCAAAUCUUCUACAUGGCCUGCUCGGAGCUGUUUGCAUACGACGGAGGCGACACCUGGGGGGUGGCGCAUUACCUAUUUGAGAAAGAGACGGCAAAAGAAGCUAUGGGGUCGUAGUGUGGGCGUGGCAUGAUAGACAGUUGAUAGCUUUUCUUGUUUGUACAUGGG